Molecule: messenger RNA, 1485 nt
Organism: Condylura cristata (star-nosed mole)
Lineage: Eukaryota; Metazoa; Chordata; Mammalia; Eulipotyphla; Talpidae
Gene: ADRA1D
Product: adrenoceptor alpha 1D
Exons: 2
Biological process (GO): adenylate cyclase-activating adrenergic receptor signaling pathway; phospholipase C-activating G protein-coupled receptor signaling pathway; cell-cell signaling
Cellular component (GO): membrane
Molecular function (GO): alpha1-adrenergic receptor activity
Source: RefSeq, a predicted model, not a curated record
GCUGGCGGCGAGGUGAACGGCAGCGCGGCCGUCGAGGGGCUGGUGGUGAGCGCUCAGGGAGUGGGCGUGGGCGUCUUCCUGGCCGCCUUCAUCCUCCUGGCUGUGGCGGGCAACCUGCUUGUCAUCCUCUCGGUGGCCUGCAACCGCCACCUGCAGACGGUCACCAACUAUUUCAUAGUCAACCUGGCCGUGGCUGACCUGCUGCUGAGCGCCACGGUGCUACCGUUCUCGGCCACUAUGGAAGUGCUGGGCUUCUGGGCCUUCGGCAGGGCCUUCUGUGAUGUGUGGGCGGCCGUGGACGUGCUGUGCUGCACAGCUUCCAUCCUCAGCCUCUGCACCAUCUCCGUGGACCGGUAUGUGGGCGUGCGCCACUCGCUCAAGUACCCGGCCAUCAUGACGGAGCGCAAGGCGGCGGCCAUCCUGGCGCUGCUCUGGGUGGUGGCCCUCGUGGUGUCCGUGGGGCCGCUGCUGGGCUGGAAGGAGCCAGUGCCCCUGGACGAGCGUUUCUGCGGCAUCACCGAGGAGGCAGGCUACGCGGUCUUCUCCUCCGUGUGCUCCUUCUACCUGCCCAUGGCCAUCAUCCUGGUCAUGUACUGCCGUGUUUAUGUGGUCGCGCGAAGCACCACCCGCAGCCUCGAGGCCGGUGUCAAGCGCGAACGCGGGAAGGCCUCGGACGUGGUGCUGCGCAUCCACUGUCGGGGUGCCGGCACCAACGCAGACGGGGCGCACGGGAGGAUGCGCAGCGCCAAGGGCCACACCUUCCGCAGCUCGCUGUCUGUGCGCCUGCUCAAGUUCUCCCGCGAGAAGAAGGCAGCCAAGACCCUGGCGAUCGUCGUGGGCGCCUUCGUGCUCUGCUGGUUCCCCUUCUUCUUCGUCCUGCCCCUCGGCUCCCUGUUCCCCCAGCUGAAGCCUUCCGACGGCGUCUUCAAGGUCAUCUUCUGGCUGGGCUACUUCAACAGCUGCGUGAACCCGCUCAUCUACCCCUGCUCCAGCCGCGAGUUCAAGCGCGCCUUCCUCCGCCUCCUGCGCUGCCAGUGCCACCGGCGUCGCCGCUGCCGCCCCCUCUGGCGCGUCUAUGGCCACCACUGGCGAGCCUCGACCGGCGGCCACCCCGACUGCGCCCUAGGCGGCGCCGGCACCUUGCCCCCGGGGGCCCCGCUGGCUCUCGUGGAACCCUCGACCCCCGGCUCCUCAGAGGUGCAGGCGCCGGUCCCCGCCCGUCGAAAGCCAGCCUGCGCCUUCCGAGAGUGGCGGCUGCUGGGGCCGCUCCGGAGACCCACCACCCAGCUCCGCGCCAAGGUCUCCAGCCUGUCGCACAAGAUCCGCUCCGGCAGCGCGCCCCGCGCAGAGGCCGCGUGUGGCCUGCGCCCCGAGGUGGAGGUGGAGGCUGUGUCCCUGAGCGUCCCACACGACUUGGCGGAGGGCGCCGCCUGCCAGGCCUAUGACUUGGCCGACUAUGGCAACCUCAGAGAAACUGAUAUUUAA